Scaptodrosophila lebanonensis is the source of this 1044-nucleotide messenger RNA. Its product is annotated as trypsin-1. Gene Ontology annotation, molecular function: serine-type endopeptidase activity. The record is from RefSeq and is a predicted model, not a curated record. Gene Ontology annotation, biological process: proteolysis. Lineage: Eukaryota; Metazoa; Arthropoda; Insecta; Diptera; Drosophilidae. Bases 1 to 1044 code for a protein of 347 amino acids. The transcript has 2 exons.
AUGAUGCACCUGAAGUUGAUCUGGAUUUUGGCAGCAGUUAACGUCCCACUGAGUCUGCAGCUCCAAUCGGUGCAGGAUUUGGCUAAUGGCAUAUCGAACAACUUUCUCGAAUGGUUGGCAUCGAUUUUUCUCCCAAUAAAUACAACUACAGCGCGGCCGGUAACAAACAAUUCGAAGCCGACAACACCUUCAACAACAACAACAAAAAGGACCACAACAGCUAUAGCCAUCAAUCUCGAUCCCACCGAACGCGAGUGCAGCGUCUGCCUCUGUGGUUUGAUCAACACCUUGCGAAUCGUUGGUGGCCAAGAGACGCGCCGCCAUCAGUAUCCGUGGGUGGCGGUGGUGCUGUUGAAUUCGCGCUUCUACUGCAGCGGUUCGUUGAUCAAUGAUCUCUAUGUGCUGACAGCGGCCCAUUGUGUGAAGGGUGUACCGGUGGAACUGAUCGAAGUCCGUUUGCUGGAGCACAGUCGCAGCCAAAAGGACGCCUUUGUGGUUAGGCGGUUCGCGAGCCACGUGAAAACACACGAGUUCUACAGUCCAGUCAGCUUUGACAAUGACAUCGCACUCAUUCGUCUGGAUCGACCCGUGCCAGUCGACGGUACUCUGCGACCGAUUUGCAUGCCUGUCCCGGGCUAUAGCUUCGAGGGAGAAUUGGGCAUUGUCACAGGUUGGGGAGUGCAAGCAGAAGGAGGACUGGCAUCAGAUACUUUAAGGGAAGUGUCUGUGGUCAUCAUAACCCAAGCCGAGUGCCGAAAUUCCAGCUACAGUGAAAGCGAAAUCACCGACAAUAUGAUCUGCGCCGGCGAUCUUGCCGAAGGAGGAAAGGAUGCCUGCACUGGCGACAGUGGGAGUCCGCUCCAUGUGCCCUUCGAGGAAGAACCUGGUCAGUACCAGCUCGCCGGCAUUGUGUCCUGGGGCGAUGGGUGUGCCCGACCCAAUACGCCAGGCGUCUAUACGCGAGUCAAUCGCUAUCUUCGUUGGAUUGGCGCAAACAUACACGGUGCCUGCCUCUGCACGCCAUAUCCCGAGGAGGACCUCUGA